This is a messenger RNA of Angiostrongylus costaricensis, 351 nucleotides long. The record is from the annotation of a GenBank genome assembly. Lineage: Eukaryota; Metazoa; Nematoda; Chromadorea; Rhabditida; Metastrongylidae.
AUGUUUCGCAGUAUUGUAUUAUCUGCAUGUAUAUCUUCUUGUUUGGCCGUGACAUGCUAUGACUGUUACAAUACCGGUCCGAACCAUGAAAACUGUACCAGGGAGAGAAAAUGUUCAGGGCUCGCCUGUGUGAUCUCAACCCAAAACAGAAACCACAGCUGCUGGUUGGAUCCGGAUGGUCGUGGACGACAUUGUAUAUGCUAUUCAGAUUUCUGCAAUGAUCUCAUUGGUACGGCCAUAGAAUUUUUUUUACGAUACCUCAUUAGAGUCCAUUAUAAAAAUUGUGAAGACGCCAGUAAAUUCCCAAUUUGUCCUUCUCGCUGUCAUGUUUUCUUUCCAGAGUUCUCUUGA